AUGAACGCACGCCAAACACAGGUGGUCUGUGUAACGGUGCUGAUCGGCGGCUUGCUGGGCGCGCUCAGCUACGCUGCCUACAGGCAGCUGAACCAGAAUGGUGCCGUCAGUCCGGACAGAAAAGCGCAUGUGUCCGAGUCUCCGGUGCAGCCCCCUGCUCUCGCUGCUGGUGCACAAGCAUCGCCACCCCCACCUCAGGCACCCAUCUCGCUCCCUGUCGAAUCACCAUACCCAGCAGCGGACAAAGCCAAGGCUCUGGAGCUGCUGAACGUCUUGAAGCAGAACGCGAACAUUGCCUUCCAAGAGGGCCGCUUUGAGGAUGCGCUGCGUGGUUAUCAGGACUGCAUCGAGGUUACGUCUGUCCUUGGUGCUGGCGACGCAGAAGCUGUCGCAACGGAGCAGAUUGUUCGCGCAAACGUGGCGAUGGUGUGCAUCCGCAUGCACGAGUACGACGCGGCGCGUGCGGUGGCGACAAUGCUGCUGCAGGACGCAGCGGUAGCUCUCCCAGAGGGCCUCAAGGUGAAGGUGCUCUACAGGCGAGGGCUGGCAAGCAAGGCACUUAACGACCGCGCGGCGGCGCUGGCGGACUUCAAGGCUGCUGUGCACUUCUCAAAAGACAGCAGGAACCCGGCCGCGGAAAAGGAAAUUGCACUGCUGCAGCGCGGCGAUGCAUGA
Messenger RNA from Leishmania mexicana MHOM/GT/2001/U1103, 675 nucleotides. RefSeq lists its product as hypothetical. Gene Ontology annotation, molecular function: protein binding. Bases 1 to 675 code for a protein of 224 amino acids. The transcript has a single exon. The record is from RefSeq and is a predicted model, not a curated record. Lineage: Eukaryota; Euglenozoa; Kinetoplastea; Trypanosomatida; Trypanosomatidae.